UCGUUAUUUUCAACACUGUUUACCGGUAAUAUACUUCGCUUGUUACACCGAAAAUGGAAUGGGCCUAUCUCCUAAAUUAUUCGCCAGGAAAACGAAAGAAAAUCGUAUUGUUUGCUUGUAUGGUUGUAAUUGUUUAUCAAGGCGUACAUACAUUGCCAAAGAUGAAUCGUGUUUUGCAUGGACUUUCAACUAUUUUAACGAAUAAAAGUACGACGCGUGUCGCUACGGUGCCUGUAAUAGAUCCUGUUGAAAGCACAUAUGACUCAAGACGAGCCAGUGAGAAAAGACUUGAGAAAAGUGCACUGGAAUGUGUUAAGCACAAAAUUGUGUAUAAUCGCACUAUCUCGACUGUACUAGUAUCAAAUGAAUACAGGGUCAUUAUUAAUGUCAUUCCUAAAGUGGGGUCAGGUACAUGGAAAAGACUUAUGCGUGGAAUUGACCCAACUUCAGCCAAUGCCAAAGGCAGACGUCGACUGAACUUUCUGAAGUCAUCUGAGUAUGAUCAGUAUGUUAGCGGGGUGUUCUUUCGAGAACCAUUGGAACGUCUGGUAUCGUUUUACCACUUCAUAAUUUCUCCACAUUCAACUACCCACUUCAACCACUAUCACAAAUAUAUAAGAACAGAGAACGGGAACGGCACGACUGAUAAUGAACCGACAUUCAGCCAGCUUGUACAGAUGAUUAUAGAUCAUGGCCAGGUACCACCUCAUUCUCGGCAUUGGGAACGUCAAUACCUACUGUCGCGUAUAUGCGAGUUUAAUUACACUUUUGUUGGCCACAUGAAUCACCUAUCUCAAGACGCCCCAUACUUUGUACAUAUUGCAUUUGGGGACGCAGCCCAUUAUCCAGUGGUACAUGAGAAAAAAGGUGAAGACAAAUUCAGGAAAACAAUGUCAACUCUGUCACAAACACUGAUUGAUCGGCUUAUAGAUUAUUAUAGAUUAGAUUAUGAAAUACUUGGAUUCGAAAUUCCAGACUUAUCUAAAAAAUAG
Molecule: messenger RNA, 992 nt
Organism: Saccoglossus kowalevskii
Lineage: Eukaryota; Metazoa; Hemichordata; Enteropneusta; Harrimaniidae
Product: carbohydrate sulfotransferase 9-like
Biological process (GO): carbohydrate biosynthetic process
Cellular component (GO): membrane
Molecular function (GO): sulfotransferase activity
Source: RefSeq, a predicted model, not a curated record